Messenger RNA from Aspergillus novofumigatus IBT 16806, 2342 nucleotides. Its product is annotated as Zn(II)2Cys6 transcription factor. NCBI's taxonomy places the organism in Eukaryota, Fungi, Ascomycota, Eurotiomycetes, Eurotiales, Aspergillaceae. Gene Ontology annotation, molecular function: zinc ion binding; DNA-binding transcription factor activity, RNA polymerase II-specific. Gene Ontology annotation, cellular component: nucleus. The transcript is spliced from 3 exons. Gene Ontology annotation, biological process: positive regulation of transcription by RNA polymerase II. The coding region runs from base 57 to 2342 and encodes 761 amino acids. The record is from RefSeq and is a predicted model, not a curated record.
GCGGUUGUUCGCAGCUUGGUUGACGCGGAUCUAUCCCGGUCCGUUUCUGCAUAGCAAUGACUCCGAUAACUUCAACUUUCAUCCUCCCCCGCCGGACUCACGCGCUAGGAGCAUGUCGCACCUGCAGACGUCGGCAUGUCAAGUGUGACCAAAAGCGUCCGUCGUGUCGUACAUGUCGAUCACUUGGUGUCACAUGCGAGCGUCCUCCAAGUAAGGUACGCUGGAUGCACAAUUCCAAUAAUGGCGACAGUGCAGAGGACCAACGUGAAACCCGCCGGCAUCUUUACACAGAGCAGUCUAGAUUGUCCAUGACAUCCUCACUAAGCUCGCGACUGGUCUCAGGUUCAAUCAAUGCGUCGUUGGCUGAGAUUGACCUCAGAACCAGAGACAUCGACAACCCUCCCACAGGCGAUAUCGUCGUCGGCCCGUUUGCAGUUCUCGGGCUGCCUACUCCUGAGUCCCAAAGGGAAGAUAAUGUGGUACAUCAGCAGGCCGAACAAGAUGAACCGGAUUCGAUUUCAGUCGAGUCCGAGGCACACCUUAUCCAGCCGGUCAGCCCGCCAAACAUCGAGGACAGCUCCGAAGCUAUCGGUCAGCUGACGACAUUCUCUCAAGCAUCUUUUAUCUCAGACCCAGUGUGCCAUUUUGACGAUUUCCUCCACUGGUCCGAUCUGCUUGGAUGCAGUCCAGAUGCUCUUGGCUGGAACCCUGCACCGUUGUCAAGCGACAUGAAUCUAGGGACAAACUUAGCCGCGCUCGGUUCCGAUUUCGAAAUGGAUCCUAUGCCUUUCAAUGGACCGGCAAAUGUCGGGUCAUUCUCAGACGCCCCAGAUGGGGACGGCUCCUUGCAGAUGAUUGAACCGACAGAGAUGGCCUCCACCUUGCUACAUGCCGCUUCAUUGGCAGAGGCGCCCUUCCUCUUCAAACAUUUUCAUGAUAAUGUGAUUCCACAAACAAUGCCUAUGCCUCUGGGCAAGAAGUCUCCAUGGAAGAUUCUGAAUGUACCGGCCGCAAUGGUUACUUACAGCGACCUGACGAUACUUGGUUCCCAGAAUAUCAACCACGCGCGUCAGGCCAAUCUAUACGGGUUGUUGGCCUGUUCUGCUAUCCAUUUGUCUACGUAUCCAAGCGCACCCUCGUCGGGUGCGGCCCAACAUUGGCAAGGAACAGCCGAGAAUUUGUUCGAACAGGCCAGGGAACAUAUGCAACUCUCGAUAAAGUAUGAAACUCAAGAGCCAAAGAGAGCCAAGUACAAGGAUCAACUAAUGGCCAUAUGUUGCUUGACUGAGUACGCUAUUUUGUCUGGGCAACAGCACUACGCUCGUGGGUUCCUUAUCAACGCUGAGUAUAUUCUGCGCAUGCGGGGCCUGCCGAAACGACGGAUCUCGCCAAAGGCGCGUCUUCUCCACCAUGUUUAUACAUGGCUGCGACUUGUAGGCGAGAGUACCUAUGUCCUUCAUGACUAUCAGCCCUCCGCCUCUUUUAUUGAGGCUCUUAAUUCCGGUUUUCGCCCUCGGCAACCUGAUCCACGUAAUCACGUCAGAAGCGAAGCGGAUCAGAAGGUUCCGCAGCUCGACGACUUCUUGCGACUCGAAGCACACCAUUCGGACAGUGACUUGAACAUCGACGAUCCUAAAGAUCAGGAGGCCGGGUUGCAUGAUAUUCAUCUGCAGGACUCCCGCAACUUUUCGGAUACCCUAUACAAGCAGAUCUAUGGCAUCCCCGAGACGUGGCUUACACUUGUAUCCCAGACCACGAGGCUCGCCAACGUGAUGGAGACGUUUCGAGUUGCACGUCAAUCGCAGAGGAAGGUUUCUCUUGAGGCAUGGGAAACACUCCACCGCCGCAGUGAGCACCUGGAAAAUAUGAUCUGCUCAUUUGUUCUGCGGUACAAUCGCCGCGUCCGCUCCAAGCACCCAGACUCAACCAAACCCCAUCAGCCAAUGUUGCGAGCAUUGAACGGCGCUCUGCUAAUUUUCUUUUAUCGGCGGGUUCGACAAGUCCAUCCUGCUGUCGUAGCUGGUCAUGUGGACGACGUCAUUACGGCGCUGGCUGACUUUCAGAAAGCUGUACCAGCAGAGCAUCCCAUGAGCCCUGCAACGGCUUGGCCUAUGUUUAUUGCGGGGUGUGAGGCACUUACAGCCUCUAAGCGGGACGCUGUCCUUCAUUUUUUCAACAGGGCCGAGUCAAUCUGUCGAUUUCCCAUAUUUAAAACAGCCAGGGAAGUUCUGACAGACGUGUGGAACCAGCAGGACCAGCAUUUGGAGACAAAUAGACGGGACCCCAUGCCAACAUGGAUCAAUAUUGUCAGACAAAAGAAUCUAUGGCCUCUUUUUUGCUGA